This is a messenger RNA of Xyrichtys novacula (pearly razorfish), 11235 nucleotides long. NCBI's taxonomy places the organism in Eukaryota, Metazoa, Chordata, Actinopteri, Labriformes, Labridae. The record is from the annotation of a GenBank genome assembly.
AUGGCACCGUCUGGUUCGCGUAGUAUAAAGAGGGGCUGUCAGAGAGUUUUGUACUGGAUCCCUGUCCUCUUCAUAGCCCUCAUUGUGGCAUGGUCUUACUACGCCUAUGUUCUGCAGCUUUGCAUAGGUAAGAUGUGUCUGUAUGUGUGCGUAUUCAUGUGUGUGUGUGAGAGAGUGGGGGAAUGCCUCUGAGUGUGCGUGCGUGCGUAUUUGGAGUGCUGGGGUGUGGAGACAUUUCUGUUGUCAGUCUGUUUCAGCAGUUUCUUGUCAGGGGGUAUUCUUAUGGAUGCAGAUGACCAGCUUGUUGUUUAUGCAGCAUGUGCAUAGUGUCAGUCACAUGACGAUAACAGUUCAACCAGGGACAGUCAGCAUAUGGCAACAAGAGAGUUGCUUUAGUCUGUGUUUUUUUUGCAUGUGCACAAAGAUUCAGUGUUUUCAGUGUUUUCAGACCACAACACAGACAGCAGAGGAAGUAUUUUAUGACCUGCUUUUACUGUGAAAGGGCUUUUAGGAAACAUGCAUUGUCAAAGGAUGCACUUAAAAGGAUUAGGGCCAUCCUAUAAGAUUCAUUAACCCACACUUCCACUCUAUCAGCAAUAUCUUAAAGACUUACUGUAAUAGCUUCAGGCUUGUGUAGUCACUGAGCUUCAUUAUCUGAAUUUAUAUCCUCCAACACAACAACACCACCAGCAGCAGCGGCGGCAGCAGCAGCAGCAGCAGCAGCAUUAUCUUCCAGCGAGAAGUCCGUCUGUAAUGGCUUUAGAGUCAGACCUGCCCCCUUCUUUAAGGCGUCCUCCGGCUGCUGAGUGUUGGAUGGUGCAGUUACAGACAGCAAGCCUCCACAGUGAACGCUGAACACACAGUUGACCUGGAUAGUGAGUAAUGGUUUCUAGGAUGUCUCGGAGGAGUCUCAGCAGCCUUCUCCUGUGCUCCAUUUGGCAGCUUGUCAGACCACUAGGAAAGCAGAUCUUCUCUGUCAAAACCAAAGAUGAAAUGGAGACAGUUUAAUGAGGAAAACACAGAGAGGGGAGGUUUGAAGGCUUGGCUGUUUGUUCCCAGAGUUGAUCCUCUCAAGACAUGAUAUCGAGCUCUAACCGGGACUGUGCACAUUUAUGUUUCAUUAGAGAGACUCAAGUAUGACCCAUGAGCUUCACCUGCAGAGAGGAUAGUGAGGAGAGGAAAAGUGACCAAAAAACAGUCCUAUGAAGAUUUAAAGUGACCAAUAACCUCAAAGAAAAGGGGGAAAAAGCCACUUCAAACAAGACAUAAAACAAAUAAGAUGUAAAUUAACCAAAAAAGAGAUGAGAAAUAUCAGGUUGACGCUGGGGUGUGUGAGCGGUGGUGGGUUUUUUGAUGCAGCAUUCAAAGCCGUACAUAACUGCAGCUUAUUGAGGGCAGUGACAUGAUAGUAUUAAAUUUUACAUCACAAGAAUACUUAAAGUUGUUUUCCUGAUUUUCCUGUAUGUCUAAACUUUCUAAAGUGCUCAGGGCCCAGUGUUCGUCUGCCAGUGUCUGUCCCAGGGUGAACCUCUUCUAGAGUUACAGGAUGCCAUGUCCCCUCUGCCUUCCACAAGCUACAGAGACACCCUCCAUCCCUGCAGGGUGACAGAGGGAGCUCGAUCCCUGCUUCCUUUUAAAAAAAAAAAAAAAACAGAUCUUGUUUACAUCCCCCAGAGGAAAAAUGAAACUGUGAUGCGUCUGAGUCACAUGGGACAAAACAGAGGUCAACCAGCAGCAGGGCAGCAUGUGGUCUGCAAAAAAACAGAGAGAGAGUUGUGUGAAAGUGUCGUCAGCUGAUACCUCUCGUCGAGCAGCUCAGUUAAUCCCAUUGUCUGGUUUACAUAACUCACCCCCAGCAAUCUGCGUGUGACCCACUUUCUUUAUAAAGCACAGACUGUCAGCCUUUGAACAUUUGGGCCUUUCCCAAGAUUGGUAAAAAUGUGAAAUCAGGUGGUCUUUGGAUUUGUUGUUGCACGAUGGUGGAGGUAAGGUAGUAUGGUAGAGACCUUGGCGCUUUCAUUCACGUGAUGAUAUACUGUACAUACCAUCACAUGCACUUAAUCGCACACACACACACACACACACAAACACACACUCGUGCUCCCCUGUCGGACUCUGGGGCUUUUAUGCUGGCGAGGCAACGUGCAGGAUUUUUGGCUGCUUGCCUCAAUUCAAGUCCCUGGUAUACUUCUCCUCAGUUCCUACCUCAUGAAUAUCUGUGCGUGUGUGUUUGCACAUGUGUGUUUACUGCUCUUUACAGGCUAAUUGCUGUAGAUGGAUGUUUCUGUAUGCUUAUUUUAUCAGCGCUUAGACAUGCGGACCCAUAUAAAACUGUGUCAGCUAACAUUCAAAUACAGAUCUCUGCUUGUCUCUCUUUGUUUUUGAGUCAAGAUCUCUGAGGUGUGUGUUUGUGGAGGUUUCGGGGUGCGUGCUGAUGUUGACCUGUGAUUGGCAGUUUACCCAGUCCUGUCUCUGAAGGUUGUUUAUGCUGUCAGUGCUCUCUCUCACACACACUCAUACACACUCGCAAGACUGCAGAAGGAUCACGCUGCUUACAAUGACUUUUGUCAAAGCACAGAAAUGCACUCUUCAGUCGAAUCAUCAAUGAGUCACACUGUUUGUGCUUUAUUUUGAGACUAAUGUUGUAUUUUUGCUGCUUUUUUUGAGUUUUGCAAUAUUUAUCAAUAGCAUUCAUAUAUAAGAGAGCUUAAAUAUUUGUUAAUUGGAUUUUGCAGCAAGUGCUUCACUGAUUCACUUAAUAAACCUGACUGUUGGUUUCACUUUGAUUUUCCAGAAUCAAUCAAAGACACAGGAGAAAAAGGUAAGUCAAAGAUUAAGACAGUAAUAGAUGUCCUCAGCUGUUUUGUGUCUGCUGGAUGUUGAUUUUUUUCACAUGAGGUUUGGCAGCUUUCAGUCUGAGCAGAGGUAGCCCUCUUCAGAAAUCUAUUAAGAACACUAUUAAAGGAGAACUUCUGUAUUUUUCAACCUGGGCUCUAUUUUCCCAUGUGUUUAAGUGCUUGACUGAUGGGGAGAACAGUUUCUGAAACUGGUCCAGUGUUUAGGGAGAGCGGAGCAACCAGCAGCUGUGAGAGGAGCUAAAAUGUGGUUCGGCCAGGCAAUUGCGCAUCAUCAAGCUGCGUCCACUACAGGUGCUUUAUUUAACUUCUAACAGGUUCAGACUCUAAUUACAAAUCCUGAGAAAGGAGUGGCAAAGGUUUCCUUUACCUUCUACUUGUGCUGGUCCGUGACCCUCACUCACAUGUCCGACAACAUGUGAGAUCUCAUGAGAUGUCAGAAUGACACACCUCCACCAACAAGAGUUUGUUGUACACAAAGAGCCCAGGUUGAAAAUACAGAAGUUCCCCUUUCAGCUGGUAGGAAAACAUAAAUUUCCACCAUGUUUACAUCAAGUAUUUUAUAAGGUUAAAAAAAAUCUCUUUCUUGUAACUCCUGGUUACUUUUCAGCAAAGACAUCCAUAGUGUCAAUAUUAAAUAGAUUGACAUGAAAUAUGUAUUGAUCCUUGUUUUUAUAUCUGUGGCUCAAAGAUGAAAAUCAUUUCCUUCAAUUCUUUCAUUUUGAGAAAGUAAAUCCAACAAAUUUGUCAUUCUUGUCAGCUGUGUUUUGGGCUAACAAACCAACCUUACUCACAUCUGUAUUACUCUGUCUUUAUUGCUGUUGGUUCAAACUUUAAAUGUUUGUUUGCCAAAUAAUUCAAUUUUGAUAGAGCAUGUGAAAAAAUACACUUGAAUUAGUUGUUUAGUGCCCUUGGCCAGUGUUAGGGUGCUAACAUGCAGAACUGAAACUGCUGACACGUUAGAAUAUUAAAGUUCAGCCGACAUCACGGCUUUAAACGUACACAUAGAACCCACAAGAGUAUAAUACUGGUGUCCCAGGCCGUGAUUUCACUGAACAGUAAAUAUAGUAAACACAGCAUACACUUAAACCCAUGCAUUUAUACAUGGAAGUAUGUGAAUAGUAUAGUAAUAAAAGCAGCAGCAACUCAAAACUGAUACCUGGACAAAAAAUGGUUCAAUUAUCAGCAAUAAAACAUUUGGUCCUGUUUAUUUAUUUUGAAGACAUGUCUUGUGCAAACGCCUUGUGUUGUGCCAGUGAGAGCGAAAAGAAAAAUCAUCACUUUACACCAUGUUUAGAUAUGAAAUGAGGCCACAAACUGAAGAUAAACGGUUAAAUAUACAUGACGGAUGGUGAUGAGGACUUGUUUAUGUUUGUCUGCUUUCAGUUGUGUACUUACUGGUCUACCAUGUCAUAUUCAUCAUGUUUGUGUGGGCGUACUGGCAAACCAUCUUCACCAGGCCAGUGAACCCCCUGAAGGAGGUGAGUCUGACUGAGACGCAGCAUUAUUGUCGGUUGGGAUGAUGAGGCAUGAUGGGGAGUGCAGAUGUAGGUUACAGCCUCCCCGUGUGAUUGAACGCUGCAUUUAGACUAAUAAUACUUUCCAGUGGAAGUGCCUGAAGCUGCACUGUAAUGGCUCUGAUCCUGACCGCAGCACUUCAGCUCUGCAGGGUGAGCGCACACAUGCAUACAUCUUUGAGAGGACACUUGGAGAAAAGCCACCUUUGCAUUUUAAAAACAAGUGAGGCAUGCGGUGAUAAUCUCCCUAUAUGAAAGCUCGCCUUUAUGAGAUCUGAUGGCUGGAUCACUUGAGGUUUCGAGAUUGUAAUAAAAGUCAAUUUUCAUGUGUGCUGUGCUGUUUGUUAUCAUCAGAGUUAUUUGUUUCCACUGUUCAAUCAUAAAUCGCCUGAGUGGCUGAAAGUAAUAUCACAGCUCUGCACUGCUUUGCUCCCAUUUGCCUGCUGGGGCAGAAAAAAAACAACAAAACAAAAAAAGGAAGAUAGAGACAUACUCUUCGCUGCCUACUGAGCUGCAGCUUCACAGUAACAAACGUCGCUGCAUUACUGACACUAAGCUAAAUCAGCUUGUAGUAUGUUAGACAAUUUGGUAACACUUUAUUUGACGCGUAUCUCUAUAACGCAAUAUAAAUAUAUUUACAAUGUGUUAUUAUCACGCUAUAGCACUGUAUAACUAUAGUUAUAAACACUCAUAAAUGAUCAUAAUGUUUUAUAGCAAUAAUCAUAACACAUUACAAAGCAUUUUAUCAGUACUUACAAGGUCAGGUAUUAUAAUGUGUCAUAACUGUUAACAACAGUUGCAUUGCAUUAUUUAUGUGGGCACUGUUGGUGAGUUGUUAACAGUUAUAACACAUUAUGAUACCUGACCUUGUAAGUCAUGAUAAUAUACUUUAUAAUGUGUUAUGAUUAUUGCUAUACAGCAUUAUGAUCAUUUAUGAGUGUUUAUAACUAUAGUUAUACAGUGCUAUAACAUGAUAAUAACGCAUUGUACAUUAUACGUUUUGAAAUUAAUAGUUUCUGAAAUGAAAUAAAAUUUUUAGGUGUUAUUAUUGAUGAUAAAUUGACCUGGAAAUCACAUGUUAAAGGAAUAAAAGUGAAAAUAGCAAAAAUGAUUGCUAUGUUAAACAAAGUAAAGGACUACUUGGAUAAUAAAGCUUUGUACCUAUAAUUUGAUUACCGUUCUAUAUCUGAUCUACUGCGUUGAAGUGUGGGGAAGUGCAUGCAAAAUUUCCAUUCAGCCAAUUUUCAUUUUACAAAAAAAAAAAAAAAAAAAAAAUCCAAACAAAUUAUUAGUAGAAGUCAAUGCAGAGAUCCUUCAAACCCAUUACUUGUUAAAUUGUAGUUGUUGAAAUUCAGUGAGCUAGUAGAUUUCAUUAUGUUGCAGAUUAUGUAUAAAGCUCAAAAGAAAAUUUUACCAGUCAACAUCCAGAGCCGAUUUGAAAAAAAAGAAAGUUAUCAUAAUUUAAAAGGAUUUGAAAUACUUAAAAAGCCAAGAUUCAGAACUAAACUGAAGGAGCGCUGUGUUACAGUGAAAGGAAUACGUUUGUGGAACAAUCUGAACAAAGAAACUAUAGAAGCUAAAUCAAAUUUUAGGUUACAAAAAAAGCGUCAAAGCCAGUAUGUUAAGUAAAUACAGGGUCUUUGUAUGUUUGUUUUGUGAAAAAAAUGUAAAUAAACGUGAUGGGGUUUUUUUUGUUUUGUGGGUUGUUUUUUGAAAACAAGAAAUACUGAACUGUAAAAAGGCAUGUUGGCCUGCAGCUCUUGUUUAUUUUUAUUAUGUGUUUAGUUGAUUAGUAUCGUAUAAAAGGGGGCAGACUCUUUAAGAGUUUUUUUCUUCCUGCUCCUUUUCAUUCACUUGUUUGAGAUUUUUCCUUGUUUGUAUUGAAUAGUUUAAAUAUUAGCUGAAUGAAAUAAAGUAUGAAAAUAAAUCAAUACUUAUAAUGCGUUGUAGAAAUAGGUGUCAAGUGUUACCGACAAUUUAAAUCACUCCUUGCAGGCACAAGUAUCGAUAAAGUGUUUUUCUUAACCUCUGCCCUCUGCCCUACAUAGUUUCACCUGUCCUACUGUGACAAAGAGCUGCUGGAGCGUGAAGAUCGGGGAGAGUCCCAGCAGGAGAUCCUGAGGAGGAUAGCCAAGGAUCUGCCCAUCUACACCCGCACCAACUCUGGAGGUAUGGUAGAGCUCACAUCACUGCUUAUGUAGAACAGUAGGAGAGGUGUGAAUGACGUGCAGCUCUCAGAGCUCAUUUCACCUCCAUCACCUUGUUAGUCUGUGGUCAAGAGUUAGGCGAGGCUGCUACUGACGGACGGCUGUGUGAUUGAAUUGGCUGUGUCUCCUCAGCAAUCCGUUUCUGUGACCGCUGCCAGCUGCUGAAGCCUGAUCGAUGUCACCAUUGUUCAGUCUGUGAUAAGUAUGGCUCUCCACUCAUGCACCUACAGAGAAAAGACCACACCGUAUAUUGCAUUCUGGCAGGUGGAGUGAGAUUCAAUUACACUGACGUCUGACCCUGCUGUGUUACAGAUGCAUCCUGAAGAUGGAUCACCACUGCCCCUGGUAUGUGGGGACACUUUAAAGGCAAUAGUAGCGGUGCAAGUACGCCUGCUUAAGCACAUAAUUGUCUUUUCAUGAAACCCCUCACAUUGGUAAGGGUUCAUACUGGAAUAGACGGCAAACAGAAGAGGACAGAACAGGAUUCGACUGCUGUUUCUGCAGUAUGGGGUGGCAAUCAUGUGUCAAUCCAGGUUUUGAAGACUAAGGGGAAAUUUAAGUUAAAGCAUUGAGCACGCCUGGUUGUUAUUUAACACGAUGCUCUGCAAAAAUGCUUUGCUGAUGUGAUCAUGUGCUUAGCCAUCCCAGAAAAACGCAUUACUGUCUGAUUUUUGCUCAACCGUUUGUAUUUGCUUUUCCAGUCCUGUAUCUUUGCAAAAGAAGGAAUAAGAAUGUACUUGUUACACCGUAUUUUACAUAAUGAUCAUUUUAUUCUUGCUGCAGGGUGAACAACUGUGUGGGAUUCUCCAACUACAAGUUUUUUAUGCUCUUCUUGGCUUAUUCUCUUCUCUACUGCCUUUUUGUAACUGCUACAGAUCUUCAGUACUUCAUUAAAUUCUGGAUGGUAAGCCGGGCCGCCAUUACUGUGAGAUACAUUUCCUAUAGAGCCUUUGGUUUCACAGAAUAAUCUUUGAUCAGAUCUUCACAGGCAUCUGAAAGCUGUGUGAUAAAUAAGUGUUUAAUUUUUUUCCUCACAAGGCUGGAGGUAAAGCACAUUUCCGUCUCAAAGAAUACCUGGUAUGAGCCCACAAGGUAGUUAGUGGCAGUGAAAUAAAAGCAGCUAGAAAAGCCCGGGUAGACUGCUCGAGGAGAAAUCCUGCAUAGGUCCCAGUUAAAUACAUGCAUAAUGUUAUGAAAUUCUGUUUUCUCUGAGUUUUGUCUUUUUUGCGUCUUCGUUCCAGCAGAACGGGCUCCCAGACACCCAGGCAAAGUUCCACAUCUUAUUCCUCUUCUUCUCGGCUUCCAUGUUUUCAGUCAGCUUGGCUUCGCUUUUCACCUACCACUGCUGGCUCGUCUGCAAGAACAGAUCCACGCUCGGUAGGUGGCGUCGGUCACGCCUGCGUGUUUGUGUGUAUUGGUUGUGUUUGAGCACACGGUCAUUACACAGCCUCUGUUGGAAGCAGCUCACUCCUCUUUGUCUUUCAGGAUCUGCUCUCAGUCUGCUUUUGGUUUGAGCAGAGAUGUCUUUGCACUAAUGAUGAGGGAUGCUUUACUGCAUUUUUUCCAGCGUCAGUCACCAUCCUCAUCAGUGCAGUGGUUUGAUGAGACUCUCUGGGCCGUUAUCACACAGAGCUGUUUCUCAUUAUGUGUGCACAGUGGCACACUUUGUCUGUGUGUAGAGGAGAGUGGAUUAUCCUGAGGAGUAUGUUACAGUGAAAUGCAAAGACACAAGGCUCAGAGCAGUAAGAAGCUUAGUAACAGAAGCUGCUAGGAGGAGAAGUCACACAUGGUGGCGCAGUCUGAGGUUUUCUUUUCCUGUGUAACAAAGACACUUUCAUUCAGAGUUUUUAUGCCGCCAUUCAGAAGGAAUCACCCGUGGUGGUGAUCUGCUGUCUGAAUGCACUUCUGCUGAUAUGAGAAACAGCUUACAUAAAAUCUGAAAGAGUAAGCUGUACUUUUUUAUAUCCUGUCCUCCAGAGGCUGUACGUGCUCCAGUGUUUCGCCAUGGGACAGAUAAGAACGGCUUCAGUCUGGGCGUCAGUAAGAACUUCCGCCAGGUGUUUGGGGAUGAAGUUAAAUACUGGCCUGUACCAGUUUUUUCCAGGUAUACUUUUUUUUAAUCACAAAAUAUUUUAUACAUCACCAAACUGAAGCAGGGCGAGCUAAAGGAGCUUUAUAACAUUUCCAGCAGGUUCUGACCUGCAGCUUAGAGUCCACACUGGUGUAAGUUAAAGAUACAAGACAAAACGACUGUACAGAUGGGAUGAGAAACAAGAGCAGAAAGAAAUGAAAUGAUGUUUCAGAAAUCUAGGUCUGCUCCUUUGCGGUGUUGAAACCUCACUGCUCUGUGUCUAAACCUGAUGUCAAAGACACGUCUUCAUCUCCCUGUAAGAUGAUAAAAAUAAUGAAAAGUCAAAAUAUUCUUACGUUUCAUGGAUGAUGAUGGACAAACCAGAAUAAAAGAAUAAUAUGUUACCUAAAACUGCAAUGAAACAGGAUUUUAAUGAACUUUGUUGGAGUGUUUAGACUAUAUUUGGUUUCUAAUGCAUUAAUAUUUAUUAGGGCCUAGUUAGUCCAGUUGUCUUUGGAUUAAAUACAUCUAAUCUAAUCAGGUUUAUUCAUUCAUUCACACAGAGUGUAUAAUAUUGAUCAUUAAAAAAAGAAUGAAUUUGUGUGGGUGCUGAAGAAACCCAUUAAUGACCCAUCUGAAAACCACACCCAGGAGACAUUUCUAGGGUAACAUAAAACCACUAAAACAGAAUAAAUGUUAGAGUUUAUUUAAAGCUGAUGUGAGGAACUUUCUGUUAGUGUUGAUUUUAGUGCCCCCUGUGAGCAAAGUAACACUUUCUACCUUCUUGUCUCUACACAUGAAAGUUGUUUGCAGAGAAAACCUCAAACUGUUGUCUUAUAAUAGUGAAAUUCAUCACUUGUUUUGAGUAAUUACUCUUCCAAAGAAACAGAAGGACUGAUCAGACUAAGACAUUCACUUCAUUAUGGGACUCUGUGAUAUCUCACUGAAAGUGGAUGCAGGGAUUCUUUACACAAAGAACAAUGGAGAUUUUUAGCCGGUCUGUUGGAUAAUGAUAAAACUGAGAAUUACUAGUUAGGUAAUAUUUAAAUUAAUAUGGUAAACCUGGGACAUGACACAUCACUUUGAGGACAAAUGUACAGUUUUUUGGUUGGAAAGCCACUCGUCUAAACAGUUUCAAUGAUACACAUGGAUAAUUAAACUGUAAUGUAAUGAUAAAAGAUAACUAUUGUUUACAAAGAACCAUAUUUUUCUUAAAGACACUGCGAGAAGUUUUUUGAAACUGAUAACGAGGCCUCUGUAUGAUCUUCAGAAGCAGAUGAGAGCAUUAAGACUGAUCACUUCUUUGUUGUAAUUUUGAAUGCCUACAAGGGGGAAGGUCCACACCAGAUGAUUGACAGCAGAUUGACAGAGUCAUCACUUUGUCCACAGGGGGCGCCAGAACCAAAACAACCAAAAGUUCCUCACAGCAGCUAUAAAAUCCCGAGAGAUUUGGAGCGCUUUCUGCAGGAUAAUCCAACCUGUGAUUUUAAAAAAACAUGUAGAUACUCAAGUGAUUUAAUCUAUAGCAAUGCAGUUUGAAUUGCAUUUCUUCUGUGACUAUAAGUGUGGCUCAAUGAAGUCAAUAACUUUUCAUAUUUACUACAAAACUUUCAGUAGUACACACAUCAGUCGAACAUGUUUUAUGAUCAUAUGAUGAACUCAGGAUGUGAGAAAACAAGUGAAUCCUCUGUUCAGCUCAGGCAUCAGCAUCACUUAGUGUGAAAAGUCCCAGAAGACACAAGACGGCAUCAGGACACCAUAACAUCAACAGUGUGAAAGAAUGAAAGAAUGCAUGUUAUGAAGCUUUGAGAAUCAAUAAUUCAUGCUGACAAAGGAAGCAGUGUCAGAAAAGUGGGGCUCUGUCGUGCUUGCAGUCAAAGACCAUAAACUUUACACACUCUAAUGUGUAAAAACAGAUUUUUGUUGUUAUUGUUUUUAAGAGAAACAAACUCCAAAUUCAGUUGUUAUAAAUGUAGAUAAUACAUCUGAUUUAUGUGACAUAACACAAUCUUCAGUCUCCUAGAGUAAGGAAAAGUAUAAAUGCAAAUCCUGCUGAUGUACACCUUCAUUAAAUAGAAAUGUAUCCCUCACCAUUUUCCAGUUUAGGUGAUGGCUGCUCCUUCCCAGCUUGUCUAGUGAAUCUGGACCCUGAGCAGCCCUCAUCCCCCUCAGACCCCAACCCUGUUAACAAAAGGUGAGUAAAAGAUUCAUUAUAAAGUGAACAGCACUGAGAAAAAAAAGAGUCUGAAUCACAUUUGAAUGACCAUGCAGCUCAAUAUUUCACAGAUAUGUUCCUCUGUGAUCUCUUGAUAUCUGGCUUCAUACUUAUAGUGCAGCAGAGGGCCGCCAGUUCCCAUCGAAGCCGCUGAGGGAGUCUCAGAGCCGACUGCUCACCAGCACUCCCUCCUGGUCAGAGAGUGAGGGUGCACCAGACAAAGACAGGAAAGGUGAGAUGAAGAUGUGGUCUUUGACACAUCCAAAAGAAAACAUAAUACAGAAGGGAGUUAAUUGAUAGAGUUUUCUCCACCUUUGUGUUUUCUUUAGGUGCCAACAACCCAGGGAUAACUAUAGAAAAUGAGGCGUGA